Triticum urartu is the source of this 1457-nucleotide messenger RNA. The record is from RefSeq and is a predicted model, not a curated record. NCBI's taxonomy places the organism in Eukaryota, Viridiplantae, Streptophyta, Magnoliopsida, Poales, Poaceae.
CCAAAAUAAAAGGAGAGGGGGCAGGAGAACACCAACACAAGAUUGAUGGAGAGGUGACGAGCAAAAGGUGUAGGCAAAAAGAAAGAAAGAGAGGCAACAGUAAGAGGUUUGCAGUUGCAAGGAGCAACAGUUGUUGACAGGAACGUUGGUGUCCUAACUGGAAUCCUGUGAGGUUUUGCGAUUGUGGUGAGAGUAGUUGACAUGUUCAUGCUCCUGGCCAUCAUGCAAAUUUGGUACUUACUACAUGAUCUUUCGACCAUUCAAUCACUAAUAAGUACACACCCUGUUCCUAAAUAUAAGACGUUUUGGCAGUUUGAAAACAGAGGUGGUAGUAAUCUAGGGGUUACAUGAAUUUAUUUUGAAUUGAUUUUGCCUCUAAUAAGAUCUUCUGAAUCGGUAAUAAGCUUUUAUGGAGCAAGCUAGGGUACCAAGUUCUCGAGUUUUUGAACUGUUUUUUGGCGCUUUUGUCCGACUUCCCCAGUUACUAAUCAUAGGAGGAGAAUCUAGCUUGUUGGCACAUUUUGUGACAAAAUGGACGACGGACUAUACCUUCCGAUCCCCAGCCACCUUCUGUUUCCAUAUCCUGAGAUCUCCCACGGCUUCGAUGAUGAGUUCCUAGCGUGUACUCACACACACACCUGCAACGUUCCAUCAUGGCCGGCCGCGGCGCACUCCCACACGUGCCUGCACGCGCACACCCAAGUCAUAGCUUCCGGCGAAGAUCACGCGGAGCAUGACCAGCUGAGGAAUCUCCGGAAGCCUCUGGGGAACCGUGAGGCCGUGCGCAAGUACCGGCAGAAGAAGAAAGCCCACGCAGCCUUCCUCGAGGAGGAGGUCAAGAAGCUCCGCGCCGCCAACCAGCAGCUCCUGAGGCGGCUGCAGGGCCACGCGGCGCUGGAGGCCGAGGUGGCGAGGCUGACGGGCCUCCUGCUCGAUGUCCGAGGCAAGAUCGAUGGGGCUGAGAUCGGCGGCCGGCCGUUCCAGGAGCGGUGCAGCUUCGGCUCUGUCGUCGGCACUGCUGCAGAACCGACAGCACCAUGCUUUGAUUCUGGCAGUGCUGAGGUACCAGCGGCCUGGGAGACUUGCGAGAUCGAUGGCGGUGGCAUCGUUUCGGGAGAACUUGGUGUUCCUGAAGUGGUGGAUGCUGUUGCCAGCUUCGUGAACUCUCCUGCAUAAUUGGAUGAAGUUCUUUGUACCCAAAUACAGUAUCAGAUAGAAAAUGGCUUCCUUUCAUAUAGCCUACUUGAAUAAAUGGUGGCUGGGAACAGAAGUGUGGAAGUGAGACACCCUAUCAAGGUCUUGCUGAUUAUACUUCUGUUCUGAAGUGUUCGGUUUGUAAUGUACUUGUUGUGUUUGUAUUGGAUGGAGCUACUAGUAAGUGUGACCCAGCAUGAUCUGUGCUUUCCAAAGUGCCCUUAGGUUGGUCUUCUCUGGAACAAUUAACCACUGUUUAAAAA